Pocillopora meandrina is the source of this 924-nucleotide messenger RNA. Lineage: Eukaryota; Metazoa; Cnidaria; Anthozoa; Scleractinia; Pocilloporidae. The record is from the annotation of a GenBank genome assembly.
AUGGAAGACAAUGUUUCUCAACCGCACUUUCCCAACACAUUGAGCAAUCGAUCAACUUUUCAGAUAGCCGUGGACGUUGCACCUCUCCUCGUUAUAAACCUGGCCGCUCUUUUUGGAAACGUACUUUUAUGUAUUGCAUUCUUUAAGAACAAUAACCUACGGUCAGUGACAAAUAUAUUUGUUUUGACACUGGCGGUGUGUGAUAUCUCAAUGUCCAUUACAUCCAUGCCUCUGUCAGAAAGUGCUCUUAUUGCUGGAGAAUGGAUCUUUGGGGAAUUCCUCUGCCACUUUCAAGGAUUUCUGACCCUCUUUUUGGCAUUCCUUUCGCUUCAGAUGAUGGCAAUGACAGCUGUAAAUCGCUACUAUCGAGUUUUAAAGCCAGAUUUGUACAAAAAAGUCUUCACGACCGGCUACACUUCUCUGAUGAUAAUCGCAGCUAGUUUACUAUCACUGGGAAUCCUAAGCAGCAUAACCUUCGGGCAGCAUGGCAACUUAUUCAUUUUUCACCCUGGAAAGACCAUCUGCGUUAACGUGUACCGUAGCAUGCUGACAGCACAAGUAUACACCAUUGUUUCUAGCGCCUUGUUCGUAUUACUGCCUGCUGUAGUAAUCGUAUGGUGCUAUGUGAAGGUGUUCACUGGAAUACGAAAGCACUUCCGUCGACUGGCCACUCGGAAGAUGUCAAGGGCCUCUCUCAACAGCCUUAAUCCAGCAGAGAUUGUUGUCACCCGCACCCUGUUUGCAAUUGUCUUGGCUUUCUUCCUUUGUUGGAUACCAUGCAUUGUCAUAGAUCUAAUGGAUAUUAUGAGGAACAAAUGGUUCGACCGACGGGUGUACUUGGCUUACACCUACUUUGCUUACAUCUCAAGUGCCGUAAACCCCUUCAUAUAUGGCGUGAUGAACAGGUCUUUCCGAGUGUUCUAA